GACUUAGAAGGGAGCCCGUGAACGGCAUCCUUAAGCCCCCCUUCUCCUCCUCCUCCUGCGGCCCUAGGAAGCAGCCCUGGCCCCCAUCUCGCCUCCUUUAGGGUAACAGAAGGGGAGAUCUCGUCCCUUUAAGCAGCUCACGGGUGGAGCAGGAUAUAUUUCGUCAAUGAUGGAAUCAAAACAGGGCUGUCCCCUCACUUUUACUCACAUAUUUGUGUAUAUGUCUCUUCCGACGGGCCUAUCUAGUCAACUUUCAAUAAUGAGUUGUGGAAGGCUUUCAUGGCCGGAAUCUCUGGGUUGCUGUGAGUUUUCCGGGCUGUAUGGCCAUGUUCCAGAAGCAUUCCCUCCUGACGUUUCGCCCGCAUCUCUGGCAGGCAUCCUGAGAGGUUGUGAGGUCUUUUGGAAACUAGGCAAGGGAGGUUUAUAUAUCUGUGAAAGGUCCAGGGUGGGAGAAAGCACUUUUGUCUGCUUGAGGCAAGUGUGAAUGUUGCAAUUGACCACCUUGAUUGCAGGCAGAAAGCAGCCAGGCUUUGAAGCAGCAAUGCCAUUUAAUGCUAAUCAAGGUGACCAGUUUCCAACAGACCUCACAACCUCUGAGGAUGGCUGCCAUGGAUGUGGGCGAAACGUCAACAGAGAAUCCUUCUAGAACAUGGCCAUACAGCCAGGAAAACUCACAGCAACCCCACUUCAAUCAUGACUUUUGAUUUCCAUUCUGUUGCCAUUAUAUGUCAGUUCUAUAUCUGUGUUUGGUAUAAGUUUUCUUGUGUGUGUGUGUGUGUGUGUCAUUUAUGUAAUUUAUUGUAUUUUUAAUGUUCAUUUGUUUUUGAGUUUGUAGUACCCCGCUGAAUAAAACAUUAUUAUUUACUGCAGUGGUUCUCAACCUGUGUGUCCCCAGAUGUUUUGGCUUUCAAAUCCCAGAAAUCUUAAGAGCUGGUAAACUGGCUGGGUUUUCUGGGAGUUGUAGGCCAAAACACCUGGGGACCCACAGGUUGAGAAACACUGAUGUACAGGGCGGGCCAAAAGUCACAAACGGGUUCUGUAUACUUAGUACUUACUUAGGCGAUCCCUCGUAGGCCAAGGAUGAUGGUCUUCCAUUUGUGUGGUCUUGGGGGUGGGUCUGUAGGUGGCUGAAGAGACCUAUUCUUGAUCGGCAUGUUCUCCCGCAAUGAGGACAUUGGUUUCCAGGUGGAAGGCGGUCCCGGUCAGGGUUAGCUUGACGCACCUUACUCUUGGAACGUUUCUCCCUUAAGCCCUCCAUUCGUGCCUCUUCGAACUCCGCAGCACUGCUGGUCACAGCUGGCCUCCAAUUAGAGCGCUCAAGGGCCAGGGCUUGCAUUAAAAUCCCCCAUAAGGAUGAUUUUGUCCUCCUUAGGUAUCUCCGAUAGGACAGUGUUCAGCUGACAAUAAAAAUUUUCCUUGAUGUCUUCGUCAGCAUCUAGUGUUGGUGCAUAGGCACUUAUGAUGGUUGCCUGUUGGUUUUUGGCAAGGUUAAUUUGGAGGGUUGAGAGUCAUUCAUUGAUGCCAAUGGGUGCUUCAGUCAGGUGCUUCACCAGGUCAUUUCUGAUAGCAAAGCCGACUCCGUGUAUUCUUUGCUCUUCUUCAGGCAGUCCCUUCCAGAAGAAGGUGUAACCUCCUUUCUCUUCCUUCAGCUGUCCCUCUCCUGCUCUCCGGGUCUCCUGGAGGGCUGCUAUAUCAAUGUUAAAGCAUCCCAGCUCCCUUGCAAUGAUAGCAGUCCUGCAUUCGGGGCGUUCACUGUCAGUGUUACCCAACAGUGUCCAUACGUUCCAUGUUCCAAAGUUCAUUUUAAUUUUUUGGACACAGAGUGGUGACCCCUCUGGACGCGGCAGUCCAGUCAGGGAUAAGAGAGGGAGACUAUGUUUAGGGCACCUUUUCUACGGGACCUUCCCUGUGUGGGGUGAGCAGAGCGGAUCCUAAAAAGGCCUGCUCAGCUGCCGGACUACUCAACUGCCUCGGACCUUGAGAUAGAAUGACUGAGUCCAUAUCCACUGCCCAUGUGCCAGUCUGUGACUAGGGGCUUCCAGAUUUCACAGUCCUGCCACUCGUUGAUCGCCAUGGGACUUUUGUUGGUUUGUUUUUAUUUUUCUUGGAAGAUGCCUGUGCAUGAUUUUUUUUUUAAUGUGUGGAGGUCGGUGCAUGGCAGGUCAACACACAGUCUUCACAGAGUGAGGUCCCAGCCAGUGGCAUGAUUAACACAACAACGGUGGCUUCUCAGUCUGUUGCAGCCUUCUUCCGCCUUCACAGCAGUUGUUUUUCUGGCCAUGUUCCAGAAGCAUUCUCUCCUGACAUUUCACCCACUUCUAGGACCACAUUGGAUGACAGUUACAAGAUUUGAUUUUUCACAGGUGAUGUAAAUUUAAACAGAUAGAUAGACAGACAGAUGCGCACACACAUACUAUUUUAUGUGUGUGUGUACACACAUAUAUGUAAACACUGUGUAUGAUCCUAUGGUGUAGUAAAUUAAAAACAAAUAAUAAAGAAGUUAUUAAAUAUUAAAAGCCCCUUGGGGUUUUUUUUGGCCCACCCAGUGUGUAUGUACAGAUAGUCCCCAUGUUACGAACAAGACAGGUUCUGUAGAUUUGUCCUUAAAUUGAAUUGCUUGUCAGUCGGCACAAGUACAUAUUUUAAUUGUAACUAAAGUCAAAUUAUACAAUCUUUGGAUGGCAUAGGAAAGGGUUAACACCCCUGUUGUGUUUGUUUUGCUGUCUGUGCCCCUGUUCAGAAGAUUUCACCGCACUUUCCCUGUGGUACAAUAGAGUCCCGCUUAUCCAACAUAAACGGACCGGCAGAACAUUGGAUAAGCGAAAAUGUUGGAUAAUAAGGAGGGAUUAAGGAAAAGCCUAUUAAAUGUCAAAUUACGUUAUGAUUUUACAAAUUAAGCACCAAAACAUCAUGUUUUACAACAAAUUGACAGAAAAAGCAGUUCAAAACAUGGUAAUGUUACGUAGUAAUCAUUGUAUUUACAAAUGUAGCACCCACACAUUGCAAUAUAUUAAAAAUAUUGACUACAAAAACAUUGUUUACUAGACUGAAUUGGAUAAUACAGAACAUUGGAUAAGUGAAGGUUGGAUAAGUGAAACUACUGUAGUUGAAUUUUGAAAAAAAGAAAGGCUAGUAGUGGAAAUAAGGAUUGGUGAGAAAGCUUAAGUGGAGACACCUUUUCCCCAUGACAACUCUUUUAGGAGUGAAUUUCCCUUCCUAGGGGUAGAUUUAUCUCACUUCCUGUUGUCCUACUCCCAUUUGUAACUAUGAGUCAUUUGUAAGUCAGAUGUUUGUAACUCGGGUAAUCUGCAGUAUCUUAUUCACUCUCUAGAAGUUCCCAGCCUUUGGUCUCCAAAGGUUUUGGACUUCGGCUCCCAGGAUUCCCAAUAGUUGGCCAAGCUGUUUGGGAGAUGAAAUCUUCCAAAAGCUGGAGGACCAAAGCUUGGAAACAACACACCUACACAAAAACUACAUGAUGCACACAGUUAAUGUUCAUGACAUGCGAGGCUGAGACUCAGGAAGUAUCUGUUAACACAUUUAUGUUUUAUUGAAAUACCAAGUGAAAGUAUCAGCCGCAUUUUACUUAGUCACGAGUUUCUCUGUAAAAUUAACACAUUGAUCCACAUUUAUAAAUUACAUGACAUAUACCCUUCUGUCUUCAUGGAGGAUAGUAAAUAUACAAGAUUCUGAGGCAUCUAGUUCCUUCCUGGCUGCCAUAUUCUCUUAACAUGUUGGGGGGGGGGGGCGUAGGUAAGUAUGGAAGUAAACCUAGUGAUUUUCAGGGUUCAGUAAAAACUCCAACCUGGACCUCCUGAACUCCAGCCUGACAUUUGAUCCAUCACGCCGCACUGAUCUGUAGAAGCAUUCUGUUUGUGUUGACUUUUCUUUCCUUACUAGUUGGACAAAUCUGACUGAAGCGCAAUGGGAAUCCCAGGUUUGCUCCAAUUUAUCAAAGAAGCUGCUGAACCUAGUCACGUAAAGAAAUACAAGGGACAAGUAGUUGCUGUGGAUACUUACUGCUGGCUGCAUAAAGGAGCCUAUGCAUGUGCUGAAAAGCUGGCCAAAGGAGAACCAACAAAUCAAUAUGUAAUUUAUUGCAUGAAACUUGUUGAUAUGCUCCUGUCAUUUGGUGUCAAACCAAUUCUUGUAUUUGAUGGAUGUACCUUGCCAUCCAAAAAAGAAGUUGAAAAAUCACGGCGAGAAAAACGGCAAACAAAUCUUCUGAAGGGGAAACAGCUACUCCGAGAAGGAAAAUUAUCAGAAGCCAAAGAAUGUUUUUCACGGAGCAUUAACAUUACACAUGCUAUGGCCUGUGAAGUUAUUAAAGCUGCUCGAGCCCAAGGGAUUGACUGCAUUGUUGCUCCAUAUGAAGCUGAUGCUCAGCUGGCCUACCUUAACAAGACUGGCAUUGUUCAGUCUAUAAUUACAGAAGAUUCUGAUCUUCUUGCUUUUGGAUGUAAGAAGGUGUUUCUGAAAAUUGACAAGCUUGGAAAUGGCUUAGAAAUUGAUCAAGCUCGGUUAGGAAUGUGCAAACAGCUUGGUGAUGUCUUCACAGAAGAGAAAUUCCGUUACAUGUGUAUUCUGUCAGGCUGUGACUACCUUCCAUCGAUUCAUGGUAUUGGUUUAGGCAAGGCUUGCAAGCUACUUAAAAUAGCUAACAAUCCAGAUAUUAUCAAGGUAAUUGGAAAAAUGGGACAGUAUUUAAAGAUGAAUAUAUUAGUACCAGAUGACUACUUGCAAGGAUUUAUUCGUGCCAACAAUACCUUCCUCUAUCAGCUGGUUUUUGACCCAGUCAGGAGGAAACUUGUUCCUUUGAACGCCUAUGAAAAUGAUAUUGAUCCAGAAACACUGCAUUAUGCAGGGAGACACUUUGGUGACAGCACUGCUUUUCAGAUUGCUCUUGGAAAUAAAGACAUCAGUACAAUGGAGCAAAUCGAUAAUUACAAUCCUGAUACAUCACAGCCAGUACAACCCAGAAGUCGUGGCUGGGAUAACAAAUGUGUUAGUGAGAAGCCAUCCAGUUUAAAGAGUAUUUGGAGUAGAGACUAUAAACCCGGUUUCACUGCCAGUGAUAUUAAAAACCAUGAAUCAUUAUUAAAAAAAACCACAACCAGAGGCAUGGAGCGAUUAAUUAACACGAAAGGACUAAAUCUUCCUGUCAAAGCACUACUGGCAAAAAGGCCAAGGCUUGAAGAGCUGUCAGAAGAUGAUUUGUUGAGCCAGUAUUUUUCAAAUGCAAAAAAAUCCAAGACAGAAAAUGAAGAAAAUGGGGAACAUAACGACUCUGCUAGUGCCAUGUCUGUGCUCCCUUCUUCAAAAGACACUUCCAAGAAAAAGGAUGAGCCUGACUCUCAGCCUAGACCUAGAAACAAAUUUGCUUUCAUUCUCCAGAAGAAAAAUGAAGAGAGUGGUGCAGUUGUUGUUCCGGGAACCAGAAGCAGGUUCUUCUGCAGUAUAAUGGAUCUGCCUGACAGACAGCCAAAGGGCAAAGUUGUCCAAACAUCCCAGGAUUGUGAGACUACUGAAGCAGAAUGCACACCAGUGAAAGAUCACAGUUCUCACUUAUCAGAGGCAGAAGAACUAGAAAGAACAAUUCCAUUAUCCCUUGGGGCAGCACAGACCAGCUGCUUCAGUUGGACAAAGAGCUUUUCUGAAAAACCUGAGUCACCCAGCCCAUUGCAAAGUGUAUCUUUUCUAAAGCGAUUCCACCGACAAACACCCAGUAAAGCCACAUCCCAGAAUUGUAACGCAUCACAGACGAUGAGUUCCACAACUAAAGAGUUGGAUGAGGAAGCAUCACCUUUGAAAGAACAAGGGAGCUUAUCGGAACCAGAGCUUGAUGCGUCGUCAAAAAGCAAUCUGGACACGUCAGAAAAUUCACCAGUGACCAAGAAAAAUGCUGUUGCUGGCAGAGAAUCUGACCAUAGUUCACAAACAGACUGUACCCUGAAUUCUCAGAUCUCUCCAUACUUUGAAUCAUCUUGUACAGAUAAUAAGGAUACAGUUCUCAAGAGUAUGGCUACUGGAUUUCGUAAAACUGAUUCUGUAAAUCCCCCUGCGGUAAUGAGGUGCAGGUCACUCGUGCCUGCCAAAGUUAGUGGCUUAAGCAAGAAAAUUACAAAGUCAAAGAAGAAAAACCAUCAUGAUGAAAAUAAAUCAAACCUGCAAGUCACAAUUCAUGAACUAUGGAAAACCUUCCAGUUUAAAAGGGAUUCUCAAAAACUACCCUCUUGUAAAAAAACAGAGCCAUUGUCUCCAGUCAAAGAUAGCAACAUUCAGCUCACUCCUGACACAGAUGAUGGUACGUUUAAUAAACUUGAAUUCAGUCAUGUACAGCGGAAGAUAUUUCAGUGAACUCCUACUGCAGAUUUGAACAAUUUUAUAAUCAUCAGCAGAAGUAAUGUCUGAACAAAUUUGGAUUAAUUGUUCCUAAACACAAAAAGCAAAGUAAAAUUUGUAUUUGUUUGGUUAUGAGCUAUAUAUGAAUUGCAGUUUCAUCAAAUCUUGUUGAAUACCUACUUGAAUAAAAUUGUUUUGAUACAAA
Molecule: messenger RNA, 6544 nt
Organism: Anolis carolinensis (green anole)
Lineage: Eukaryota; Metazoa; Chordata; Lepidosauria; Squamata; Anolidae
Gene: exo1
Product: exonuclease 1
Exons: 13
Coding region: 3922-6354 (810 amino acids)
Biological process (GO): mismatch repair; DNA recombination
Cellular component (GO): nucleus
Molecular function (GO): metal ion binding; DNA binding; 5'-3' DNA exonuclease activity
Source: RefSeq, a predicted model, not a curated record